CCGAGUCCUAGUGGUUGUUGUCAGACUUUGCCAUUUGGUGAACUCUGGUCAUAACACCCUUCAGGAUUCAGACGAGUUUUACUUGUUCAUGGACAUGCAGGGCUGAGUUCAAGUGGUUGUCAUACCAGAUGACUUCGAAGCGCUGGGCAUUGGCGAUGGAAGAGUACAACCACUGUCUCAUGAAGAAAAAGGGCCAGUCAGUUGUCCAGAAGAAUCCACAAGCUCUCCUAUGUGUGCUGGGCGACAUCGAGCCAAAGUUGAUGAACAAGAUCAUCAAGAACAAUUAUACUUCGAAGAAAAACAAUGAAUUAUUUUGGCACCGUCAUUGCUCUGUCGUCCCACUCGUGAAAGAAGAGCGGGGGAAAAAGACCAUCAUGUACCCUGGACCCGAAAACUCCGCCCUCAACCACAAGAAGGGCUACUGUGCCGACAGUGUCAAGCAAGUGUUGAAGAACGGCGGAGAGGAUCUGCCUCCUUGGCCUCAACCAUGA
This is a messenger RNA of Suillus paluster, 491 nucleotides long. RefSeq lists its product as uncharacterized. Lineage: Eukaryota; Fungi; Basidiomycota; Agaricomycetes; Boletales; Suillaceae. The transcript has 3 exons. The record is from RefSeq and is a predicted model, not a curated record. Bases 129 to 491 code for a protein of 120 amino acids.